AUGGAGCUUCCACCGCUGCAGCCGGCGACGCCGAAGACAUCGCCGCGGACUGGGCUGCCGGUGGCUGUUCCAGGGCCUCGGUGCACUGUCGUGCACAGUGGCAAACGGCACAGAGUGGCAGCUUGGCGCCUUCUUGUGAAAAAAGAAUUUAAAAUCCCGAAAAAAGAAAUCUCUACCAAGAAAGGGGCAGCACGCCGGCUGCGGCUCCUGAUGUACCUCCGCUUUUGGGUGGCGGAAAAACGUACACCAAAAAUUAAUGAGCGCGAUUUUGCUGUAGAGUUUGUUGUAGACGGGCUCUACAGCCAAAAGGCCAAGAAAGGCAGUGACUCAAAGAGGUCGAGCCGCGCUAAUGGGAUGUCUCCGAGCUUACUGGAGCUCUGGCGGUGGACUGUCGGCUGCGAGGACGCAUUUGCGCGAGGCGAGGCGAUCAUUGUUGAGCGUUGCAUGCGCCAUGACUCGCGCCAGCGCGCGUGCGGGAGCUCCUGGCUGAGCGUUGAGUCCAAGCGAGUUGCGCUGGCCACGAUCGCUACGCCGAGCCGAGCUGACGCGCCGAGGCGCCGGCCAGUCGCAGCCGUGAGGCAUGUCACAGCAGCAGAGGCACCUGCCACCCAUUGGGCGGGCAGACAGAAGGCUAGGGCAGCACUGGCAAGUGCAACGCGCCUCAUGUCGGAGAGCGACCGUGCCUUGUUCGCCGCUUAUGGAUUAGAGACAGAUUAG
Emiliania huxleyi CCMP1516 is the source of this 717-nucleotide messenger RNA. RefSeq lists its product as hypothetical. Bases 1 to 717 code for a protein of 238 amino acids. NCBI's taxonomy places the organism in Eukaryota, Haptophyta, Isochrysidales, Noelaerhabdaceae. The transcript has 5 exons. The record is from RefSeq and is a predicted model, not a curated record.